AGUUGUCGUAGUAAAUGUGCCACGUCUGCUAGGAACAGAGAAUUAUGAACGUGCCAGAGGUGUUUGUCCUUAAGGCUUCAACUACAUUCUUAGCUCUAUGAGGUCGGGGGCCCUUUCUUUGUUUUUGUAGGAACUUCUUUCCUGCUCCAGCAACAUGAGGCUUUUCUUGUGCAACGCAGUGCUGACGCUGUUGGUCACUUCUUUGAGUGGGGCUCUGAUCCCUGAACCAGAAGUGAAGAUUGAGGUGCUUCAGAAGCCUUUCAUCUGCCAUCGCAAGACCAAAGGGGGGGAUUUGAUGUUGGUCCAUUAUGAAGGCUACUUAGAAAAGGAUGGCUCCUUAUUUCACUCUACUCACAAACAUAACAAUGGUCAGCCCAUUUGGUUUACCUUGGGCAUCCUGGAGGCUCUCAAAGGUUGGGACCAGGGCUUGAAGGGAAUGUGUGUAGGAGAGAAGAGAAAGCUCACCAUUCCUCCCGCCCUGGGCUAUGGAAAAGAAGGAAAAGGUAAAAUUCCCCCAGAGAGUACACUGAUAUUCAACAUUGAUCUCCUGGAGAUUCGAAAUGGACCAAGAUCUCAUGAAUCAUUCCAAGAAAUGGAUCUUAAUGAUGACUGGAAACUCUCUAAAGCUGAGGUUAAAGUGUAUUUAAAGAAGGAGUUUGAAAAGCAUGGUGCAGUGGUGAAUGAAAGUCAUCAUGAUGUUUUGGUGGAGGAUAUUUUUGAUAAAGAAGAUGAAGACAAAGAUGGAUUUAUAUCUGCCAGAGAAUUUACAUAUAAACAUGAUGAGUUAUAGAGAUACAUGUUCCCAUUUUAUAUGGCAUGCAUCCUUAAAGACAGGGCAACCAUUUUUUUAAAAAGUCUUACUUUAAAUAAUGUGCUGUUCUUGUUCUGUUUUUUAUUUUUAUAUAUUUUUCUGAAUAUUAUUUGAAGAAGCCCUUAGGAUUCCUAAAUGCCUAUUUCUUUCUGGUGAGUUAUUGGGAAGAAAAAAUUAAUAAUUUGUCUUUGAAUAGAAGACUUCUGGACUAUUUUCUACUUUCACAUAUGAAGCCUUCUGUUUUACUUGUUUACUUGUAACUUUAAAAUAUUGCAGCUGGGAGCAUGUCCAAAUAAGACCAGGUUAUACACAAAUCAGUUCCC
This is a messenger RNA of Odobenus rosmarus divergens (Pacific walrus), 1134 nucleotides long. It is a transcript of the gene FKBP14, whose product is annotated as FK506 binding protein 14, 22 kDa. The transcript has 4 exons. The record is from RefSeq and is a predicted model, not a curated record. Bases 155 to 790 code for a protein of 211 amino acids. Lineage: Eukaryota; Metazoa; Chordata; Mammalia; Carnivora; Odobenidae. Gene Ontology annotation, molecular function: calcium ion binding; peptidyl-prolyl cis-trans isomerase activity.